This is a messenger RNA of Vombatus ursinus (common wombat), 804 nucleotides long. Its product is annotated as ubiquitin-like protein 5. NCBI's taxonomy places the organism in Eukaryota, Metazoa, Chordata, Mammalia, Diprotodontia, Vombatidae. The record is from RefSeq and is a predicted model, not a curated record. Gene Ontology annotation, biological process: mRNA splicing, via spliceosome; protein modification process. Gene Ontology annotation, cellular component: nucleus; cytoplasm. Gene Ontology annotation, molecular function: protein binding; protein tag activity. The coding region runs from base 526 to 804 and encodes 92 amino acids. The transcript has a single exon.
UGGGCAGAGAAAGGAUGCAGUCUACAGUCACCAGAAGCAGCCUUAGGAAAACCAUUUAAAAGAAUUCAUAGUUUCAUAGUUUAGGGAAAGGCCUCCACCCUAUGCCAGGUGCUGGAGACCCCUGCUGUCUUAGCUUUCUGACCCAUUGGCUCCAAGUCAGAUCUUGUCAGACUGGGAAAGCACACAGCCUGGAUGGUGAGGGCUGGAGGGGAGAGCGGGACACCUGGUCCCAUCCCUCGUUGUUCAGGGAAAGGAAAAAGUUUGGAAGGGAAUAGCUGGUUUUGAAGUGUAGACUCUAGGAGGGUGGGUCGGUCUCUAGGAGCAUCUGCAUGCUCUAACACCACAAUUCUCAAGUAUCUUGGUAGCUCCAGAUACUUGGUGCCAUCACUUUGAAGUGGGUGGGGGAGGGGCGUUCACAGGUUCAACUUGCACAAGUUAAUAGAGCGGCUUCCGGUUGCGGGCUUCCGGUUUACGGUUUACGGUUUCCGGUGCCCAUAAAAGGCAGCCCGCGGCCUGCGAGAGCACAUGCGCACUGAGGCCCACGCUGCAGCUGCUGCUGGUGGCCCAGGGCGUCAGGGAGCCAUGAUCGAGGUUGUGUGCAACGACCGGCUGGGCAAGAAGGUCCGUGUGAAGUGCAACCCCGACGACUCCAUCGGGGACUUGAAGAAGCUGAUUGCGGCUCAGACGGGCACCCGCUGGCACAAGAUCGUCCUGAAGAAGUGGUACACGGUGUUCAAGGACCACGUGACGCUGGGGGACUAUGAAAUCCACGACGGAAUGAACCUGGAGCUCUAUUACCAAUAG